CUAACACCCGCUCCGCUCAUCAUGCCCGCGUCUUCCCUCGCCGCUCGCGUCUCCCUCCCCUUCGCGCUCUCCAAGCGCGCGAAGGCGCCCGUCUCCCGCCGAAGCGCGUCCGUCCGUGCGAGCGCGGCUCUGAACCACAAGGGUCGGACGGCGCUGACGGGGAUUCUACGCGUCCCGCAAGAAAAAGAAUCCGAGGUAGACGCGAUGUGGCGUUCGCACGAGGUCAUGAUGCAGAAGACGCACAAGGUGUACGACGGCGAGCUCGAGGACGACUUCACCGACGGGCCGCGCCUUCUCGAGUUUUACGUCAGCAAGGCUGUCGAGAAGACGAACCCGCUCGACCCCGCGUCGCCCGACAGCGGCCACAUCCUGUACUGCGUCAACGAGAAGUACGUCGCCCCCGAGGGCCUCGCCGAGCACAUGCGCGUCGGCGCCGAGCAGUGGGACCAGUUCCCGAAGCUGAUGGAAUUCAUCCGCGAUUACUCCCCGUUCAUGACGACGAACGGCGAGAUCUUCACCAACUACGUCGACCGCGCGCCCGCGUGCACCGCGCGCAAGGGCGACACGACGAUCAACCUGGGGUUCGUCGUCCCGCAGAGCAUGGAGAGGACGGUGGACGCGCUGUGGAAGUCGCACGAGGAGUUCAUGCGCGAGACGCACGACUUCGGAGAGGGACCGACGAACGACCCGACGCGCCCCAGGCUGACGCAGUUCACGAUCACGAAAGCGCGCGAGCUCGUGAACCCGAUGGACCCGACCGAGGGGUUCACCGGGAACCUGCAGUACUCGAUGCAAGAGACGUACGCGUCCAAGGACGGCAUCGCGAAGCACAUGGCCUUCAACGACCCCAAGUCCGGGUACGCCGCGCUCUUCGAGGCGCUGAUGCCGCUGCUUGAGGAGCCGUACGUUCGGUACGCGGACGUCGGACAGGGCGUCGUGAUCACGUCCAUGCAGAAGGGCGGGUUCAACUCGAACAUCGUCGGCGGGUUUAAGGAGCUGCUCGACAAGGUGUUGCCGCGCCGGGCGCCGCACGAGGAGUACUGCGAGGAGUACUGCCCGGAGACGUGGUGAAGAGGCGUCGAGUGUGAAAGCGCGCGCGUACGAAGAGUAAAACAAGUAUAAUAAGAUAAAGACCAUGUGUUACA
Molecule: messenger RNA, 1145 nt
Organism: Micromonas pusilla CCMP1545
Lineage: Eukaryota; Viridiplantae; Chlorophyta; Mamiellophyceae; Mamiellales; Mamiellaceae
Exons: 2
Coding region: 22-1071 (349 amino acids)
Source: RefSeq, a predicted model, not a curated record